AUGACCUCAUUCCCGGCGCCGCAACAACCCCCGAGCAGCUACCGACCCGAAUCUCAGCUAUCACAAGUGCAACAAGCUCAAUCUCUCACCGAGCCAGCGCAGUCGCUGCCAGCACCCCCUACGGUCGAACAAGGCUGGAUACCGGACAUUGUCAAGGAUAAAUCAACCAAGGAUCUUCAGACAGUUCUUCAAGAUCCAACACUCAUCUCUGCUUUAUCUGCACAACAUCCUUCCCAUGUAGCCCGACAACAAAAUCUCGAAUCCCUCCUUCGCGUCAAUCAAGAUCUGGCGGCCCGGCUGCUUGAGCUACAGAACCACGUAUCGGAGCUUCGCAGUCAGACGGAAACGAUGCUCUUGACCCAUCAAUCCCUCGAGGUAUCAUGGCGCAAAAAACAGGUGGAAAUGGAUGCCGCGCUGGCACCAUGGUCUCCCAAGGCGCUGUACCAACGCCUCAGUGCCGCGAUUGCGGAACAAGAGGCGGUGUGCCACGCGGUGGAAGAGAGCUUCUUAGAUGAAGAUCACCAGGGCCGUGCAACGGAGAAAGAAAUCGCGGAUUGGGUCCGUCGCGUGCGGGCAGAGGCAUCGAAAUUGGCGGCAAGGAAAGAAGCCAAGGCGCGAUGGGACGAGGGUAGAGUUGGAGGCUGGAGGUGA
This is a messenger RNA of Penicillium oxalicum, 651 nucleotides long. RefSeq names its product vacuolar protein sorting family 37 protein. The coding region runs from base 1 to 651 and encodes 216 amino acids. The transcript has 2 exons. Gene Ontology annotation, cellular component: ESCRT I complex. Gene Ontology annotation, biological process: protein targeting to membrane; ubiquitin-dependent protein catabolic process via the multivesicular body sorting pathway; protein targeting to vacuole. The record is from RefSeq and is a predicted model, not a curated record. Lineage: Eukaryota; Fungi; Ascomycota; Eurotiomycetes; Eurotiales; Aspergillaceae.